Molecule: messenger RNA, 1124 nt
Organism: Siniperca chuatsi (mandarin fish)
Lineage: Eukaryota; Metazoa; Chordata; Actinopteri; Centrarchiformes; Sinipercidae
Gene: ppil3
Product: peptidylprolyl isomerase (cyclophilin)-like 3
Exons: 6
Coding region: 16-618 (200 amino acids)
Biological process (GO): protein peptidyl-prolyl isomerization; protein folding
Cellular component (GO): catalytic step 2 spliceosome
Molecular function (GO): peptidyl-prolyl cis-trans isomerase activity
Source: RefSeq, a predicted model, not a curated record
CACUUUCAUUUUGCCAUGCAUGUGCCUUUUUUAAAUGACCGUAAAUUCCUUGCGGAACCAUUCAUCGUUGGGCUACUGCACCCAGACGGACAUGUUUUUGCGACACACUUGUUCGCAGACGCAACGUUUGAAAUGGCUGUCACCCUUCACACAGAUCUAGGAGAGAUUAAAAUUGAAUUGUUUUGUGAGCGCACACCGAGAACAUGUGAGAACUUUCUUGCUUUGUGUGCCAGUGGGUUCUACAACGGCUGCGUCUUCCACCGAAACAUUAAAGGUUUCAUGGUUCAAACUGGAGAUCCGACAGGCACAGGUAAAGGAGGAACAAGUAUAUGGGGUCGCAAAUUUGAAGAUGAGUACAGUGAACACCUGAAACAUAAUGUAAGAGGAGUGGUCUCAAUGGCAAACAAUGGCCCCAACACAAAUGGCUCCCAGUUUUUCUUCACAUAUGCCAAACAGCCCCAUCUGGACAUGAAGUACACAGUGUUUGGAAAGAUUAUCGAUGGCCUGGAAACACUGGAUGAACUGGAGAAACUGCCUGUCAACGAAAAGACGUUCCGACCACUGACUGAAACUCGGAUAAAGGACGUGACCAUUCAUGCCAACCCUUUUGCAGGAUAGACUGCUGUCUCUUCAAAUAUGCAGAUAGGCCUUCAACACAGGGCGUGGAGAUUGAUAUUUCCAAUAAGCCGAUUCAUACAGUGUAUAGUACCUUGCCAAAGUUAAAAUGGAUAACUUGUCAGAGGCUAGAAAUUGGAGAGAAAUUCCCCAGACAUCAACACUGAACAGGACACUGACUGAAGUCAUUUGGAUGAAAAAUACCUUAUGGUUUAAAUAAGUCAACACCUUAGUCACUGUCCCUGGAGCGGCGCCAGAUUUUGCAUCCCAAAGCUAAAUUCAGGAGUAUGCUUUCUCCACUUUCUUGAUGUGACAAAGCCUUUGUAAUGAAGAAAUUUAGGUUAUUCUUCACAUAUUCAUCUUCAUGCAAGUCACAAUUUGGUCAAAAAACAAAAUGCGCCUGACUUUGUACAGUACUGCUAUACAGAUUCUGAUCUUUUUUUUUUUUCUGGAUAGGCAAUGUAAAUAAAUUGACAAUGUUGUGUACUGAAUAAAACUUUUAUAAUUGA